Tachysurus vachellii is the source of this 1473-nucleotide messenger RNA. RefSeq names its product hatching enzyme 1.2-like. Gene Ontology annotation, molecular function: metalloendopeptidase activity; zinc ion binding. The record is from RefSeq and is a predicted model, not a curated record. The coding region runs from base 1 to 1473 and encodes 490 amino acids. Gene Ontology annotation, biological process: proteolysis. The transcript has 8 exons. Lineage: Eukaryota; Metazoa; Chordata; Actinopteri; Siluriformes; Bagridae.
AUGGUGUCAUCCUCUUCUCUUCUUCUACUUCUCUGUAUCUGCACCGCUCAGCACGACCGUCAUCCAGCUGCCGCCACUCCAACGAACGCUGCUUUCAUGGCCAGCAUCUCCCACGUCGUAGUUUCGCUCCGUCGGAGACAGCUUGCGGGAAAAGUAGGCGCACGGGAACAUCUUAUCGGCGGGUCCCUGGCGUUGGGACAGUAUGGCUCCUACUCCUGUGUUGGACGCGACCACUUCGACUAUGAAGGGUCGGUCCGGGUCAGGGUGGUGGAGAAUAGGUGCCGAGGUGAAGCUCUCCUUGAGCUGGCUGAAAGCAGAGCCGGGAAUGGCGGCGAAUAUCGGUGUGGUGUCGUUGGUGUUGAGCUGACAGGGCUCCUCCGAGUCCCGGUGGUGUACGGAACAUGCGUCGCCCCAGCUGGUGAUGUGCAGCUCGGGCCAGGAAAUGGUCGGGUCAUGGAGCUGGAGCCAUGGAAGUCCGAGAAUGAGGGUGUGUCAUGGAGAGUGAAUGGCGUGGAAGGAGAGAUGCUCCUGAUGCUGGUCCCCCACCUGCAGGCUGAGAUCUCCGGUGAGAGCAGUAGCAGGGGGCGUUCCUCCCAGCCUGCUUCCACGGUGAGAGUGCAGAAUGCCAGUGCGUAUUCAGCCGCGGUGCGAUCGCCCUGUGAUGUGGCCAGCAAGCGCUCCUCCGCGCUCUCCCCUGUGACAGACAUCAUGGAGUCCAGAGCAUCCCUCUUCAUUCUAGCCUUGCUGAUUGGCUUCACGCAAGCCCUCUAUCUCAACCAACCUGAGUAUGUGGACAUCACGUCAAGGAUUCUCACCAUCAACAACGGAUCCAGCAAAGAGUUGUUGGAGGGAGACAUACUCUUGCCAAGAACCAGGAAUGCUCUGGUCUGCAGUGACAACAGCUGCUUUUGGAAGAAGUCCUCAAAUGGCCUGGUGCAGGUGCCUUACGUAUUGAGCAAUGUUUUCUCUUCCUCUGACAGGACUGUUAUUACCAAUGCCAUGGCUUCCUUCCACAACAAAACCUGCAUCCGUUUUGUUUCCAGGACAAAUCAAACUGAUUACCUCAGCAUUGAGAGCAAAGACGGAUGCUACUCUUAUGUGGGCAAAACAGGUGGUGCUCAAGUGGUCUCUCUCAGCAGGUUUGGUUGUGUUUACUAUGGCAUCGCCGAGCACGAGCUAAACCAUGCACUUGGUUUCUACCACGAGCAUACUAGGAGUGAUCGCGACAGUUACGUGACCAUCAACUGGGCAAACAUCGAUCCAUCCAAUAAGUCAAAUUUUGAGCUUAAGAACACCAACAACCUCAACACGACGUACGACUACUCUUCUGUAAUGCACUACGGAAGAACAGCUUUCUCCAUCAACGGUCUGGACACCAUCACUCCCAUUCCUGAUCCAUCAGUGGAGAUCGGACAGAGAACAGAACUGUCUGCCAUCGACAUCCUGAGGAUCAACAAGCUCUACAAAUGCUGA